AUGACGCGUCCUGGACGCGUCAAAUUUCUUAGUCGUCUGGGACACAUUUUUCUUUCCUUAAAAUUGUGCUAUGAAAUAAUUGUCGGGCAAGGGCACUCGAUUGAUGACAGGCGGUGUCGCCGCUUGAGAAUUAGAGCGUAUUUCCCAAUAAUCAAUACCCAAGCUGAGCCUCUUGGAAAGAUUUUUCAGGUAAUUCCACCACUAAAUGCCUUCUCCAAGACAAAAUUUUGCUUGAAAUCGACUAUCCUCUUCGGACUGGGCUGGAUGUCACAUUGGCUCACGUUAGCUGGGGAGACCGCCCAAAAUCGGAUCAGCCGCCGGCACAAAUUUCUCGGCCUGGGUUUGGUUCGGGAUUCUCCGCUUCCACGUGACUCACGUCUAUCACUUUCCCCGAGUUUUCAGCUUCUGUCUUACAAGUCGUCUUUGAAAUCAUACAUCCUGCCCUCGAUAUGAGCAGAGUAGUAUUUGUUGGCAAUGUGCCGUAUAACAUGGGUGAACAAGCCCUCAUUGAUCACUUCAAGACCGUUGGCCAGGUUGUGGGAUUCAGGCUCGUUUUUGACCGAGAUACUGGGAAAGCGAAAGGAUACGGAUUCUGUGAAUUUGCCGACCAUGAAACCGCCUUGUCUGCUGUCCGAAAUCUGAACAACGCCAACGUUGAAGGGCGCCCGUUGCGCAUCGACCUUGCCGACUCCGAUCCGUUUCUUGAGGGCAAGACAACCGUGAAGGGAGAGAUAUUGGACUCGGGCAUGCCGGGACCGAAUGAACCCAGUAGAAAUCGUGGAAGUGGGCUCGAAGGGAGCGAGAUACUGGCUUCCAUUCCGCCAGGGAAGCGUCUGGAGAUGGGACAAAUCGCGACAGAGUACAUCACCGAAUUCAUCGCUCAGAUGGAUCGUGCACAGUUGUAUGAGGUGCUAGCACACAUGAAGGCAUUCUCCAUCACGCACCCCAAGCACGCUCAGCAGUUUCUCUCGCACCACCCUCAAGUCACGUAUGCCAUAUUCAUGGGUCUGAUCACGACCAAAAUACUGCCGGAAGAAGUCUUACAGCGCAUGAUUGCUGCCAACGGCCCGAACCGAAAUACGGGCCCAGCAGGGCCCCCGCAUCCGCAAAUGCCGCCGCAAGGCUACAACCAGCAGCGGCCGCCCUCCGGAUUCCCAAUGGCACAACCCCCGAUGCAACAGCCCCAGCCUGUGCACGGCAACAUGAUGCCCCCAGGCGCGACGAUGUACCCCCCUCCGAUGCACAUGGUACCCCCCACGGGAAUGCCGCCCGGCGCUGCCGCUGCUGCUGGUGCCCCGCCGUACUUCAGGCCACCGCCUGCGGCACAGCCUCCCCCAAUGCAGCCGCCGGCGCCGGCAAACGGUGUGCUCGACCAGCUGCAGAACUCCGGAGCCGGAUUUGAUACCCAGAUGUUGAUGCAGAUCAUAAGCAAUUUGACUCCUGCGCAGAUUAGGGACUUGCCUGAAAGUGAGCGGGCGACGUUCGAGUCGCUUAGCGCAAUGCUGAAUGCAGGGGGUGUGCCCAGGACUUGAUUUGACUGACUACCAUCUAUCUACCUACGCGUAUUUCAAACAGAUAUCUGUGAUUGCAAUGUCUCGGAUCUGCACAAAAGCGUAUAUAGAAUCAAGAAAGCAACAAAAUCGGUGCGUGUGUAUGUAGAAUGCGGUCGAUACGAUAGAAAUAAAGGCGAGCGAGUAUGCGUUGUAGUAUUGGUCGGCGGAAAGCGUCCAUGACCGCCCAUUUUGUGCAUGAGAAACUUGCAACCCCGUAUAUAGCUGAGCGGAAAAUGGAGAAUGACAUUCC
Mycena citricolor is the source of this 1803-nucleotide messenger RNA. NCBI's taxonomy places the organism in Eukaryota, Fungi, Basidiomycota, Agaricomycetes, Agaricales, Mycenaceae. The record is from the annotation of a GenBank genome assembly.